Messenger RNA from Penicillium digitatum Pd1, 165 nucleotides. NCBI's taxonomy places the organism in Eukaryota, Fungi, Ascomycota, Eurotiomycetes, Eurotiales, Aspergillaceae. The record is from RefSeq and is a predicted model, not a curated record.
AUGUAUCCACCCCUCCAGAUUGAUCCAGAUAGAGAUAUAAUUCUCUUCACACCAAAAGAUCCCCUGAUUGACAUCAGCAAAGGCACUGUGCCUGGAAACUACGCCCGCUUUCAAAUCUCAUCGAGGCACCUCACACUUACGUCAGUUUAUUACAGAGUAUGCUAA